AUGGCAGCACCGAUGUCUUUGGCUUUAUUUUCAGUCAUUUUCUUGCAGAUAUCUUCAUCUUACGAGCAAGUACCUGCUUUUGUUGAGGGGAGUUCAGAUGAAGCACCAUCACAAGACAACCAAAUCAGAGAAAAUGGAGUCGGAGGGGAGAGUCAGAGCGUCUCAUACGAUCACGGCUCGUUGUUCGCAGCGGAGGAGAUGAGGGCGCCGCUGCAGCCACAUGACUGGAGACUGCCGUCUCAUCAGCCUAGCAGGAGAAAGUUGCUGCAGUAUGGUGGGAUCAUGCCCUACUCUCCUCUGAAUGUGGUUUAUAAUGGUAAAACGUGCAUCUUGUUUCGAGCCAGGAAGCUGGCCAUCAGGUACAGAAAUCAUACACUCGUGGACCUCACACAGAGAGUGUUUGGCCCUGAUGCAAUAGUGGACACCAGAGGCUCAUUCUGCAGCAAGGACAAGGCCACACUCAACAUACGAUUCGGAGAUGUGGAGGAGCUCAGAGGACUUGCCAUCAGACUGCAGAUGUCCAACACGUUCUACGAAUCAGGAGGACAGAACUGGUUCACGCUGGACAGCGUCCACAUCCACUACAACUGGACACACGAGGCCACGUUCAACGCCACGGAUGUGUACGCUCCCUCCACCAAUUCGUACCACUGCCAACACGUCAGCAGCCUGCAGAAAUACGACACGCUGCUGGUGCCCAGCUCCAACACGGACAACGCGGCAAACUGGCACAUCACCUUCACAGACUUCCAGAUUCAAGCAUUCAACGUUCACUCAAACAAGUUCUCCUCAGCCACUGACUGUGCUACGUUCUUCACCCCGGCCAUCCUCAUGGGCCUCAUCACGUCGCUGAUCCUGCUGCUCGUCCUCGCCUAUGCCCUGCACAUGGUGGUCCACCUCAAGCACAUUGACCGCUACGAAGAACACAAGACCACCGUCUACUUCCCCAGAAGCACAGAAGCUGAAAACACUGAGAAGAACAACCUGUAG
Messenger RNA from Neoarius graeffei (lesser salmon catfish), 990 nucleotides. It is a transcript of the gene atp6ap1la, whose product is annotated as ATPase H+ transporting accessory protein 1 like a. Lineage: Eukaryota; Metazoa; Chordata; Actinopteri; Siluriformes; Ariidae. The record is from RefSeq and is a predicted model, not a curated record. Bases 1 to 990 code for a protein of 329 amino acids. The transcript has 7 exons. Gene Ontology annotation, cellular component: proton-transporting V-type ATPase complex.